Messenger RNA from Ricinus communis (castor bean), 1359 nucleotides. RefSeq names its product E3 ubiquitin-protein ligase CIP8. Gene Ontology annotation, molecular function: ubiquitin protein ligase activity. The coding region runs from base 122 to 1198 and encodes 358 amino acids. The record is from RefSeq and is a predicted model, not a curated record. NCBI's taxonomy places the organism in Eukaryota, Viridiplantae, Streptophyta, Magnoliopsida, Malpighiales, Euphorbiaceae. Gene Ontology annotation, biological process: protein ubiquitination. Gene Ontology annotation, cellular component: cytoplasm. The transcript has a single exon.
UAGCGACAGUGAGCAUACCAAUUGUCUCUCCUCUCUCUCCCCCACUUUCUUUGCACCUUCCCCUUCUACCCUCAUCUUUAAGCGGGCGGUUCCUCGGCCCUGUCAACACCAAUAAUCGCUAAUGGCCGAAAGCCCGUCUCAGCCACCGAUACCUGCUUCCAUUUUAGAAACCGAUACGAGGCAGUACUGGUGUUACCGCUGCAUUAAACGUGUCUCAACUGAAACAUUAGCUAAUGAAUCUGAUGUUAUUUGCCUUGAGUGCAAGAACGGUUUCGUUGAAUUAAUCACCGCUGCAGCGACUCCACCUUCCAAUACUCCUUCGUUAACCUCAGAUCAGGCUGAUGAUUCUACUUUCGGAUCUCAGUUCCUUCAAAUGCUUCGCAUAAUCGCACAAGCAGCACGUGAAGAGGACACUCCUCCUCCUCUUCCUCAAGACCCUUAUUCUGAAGACGAUUUUCUGAGGAUCGAGCUUAAUGGAUGGGAUAACGACGAGGAUGAGGAAGACGAUAAGGACUCAAACAAGAAUGAGAACGAAGAGAAUAGAGAUGAAGGAGAGCAUGAUGAUGGUGAGGAUAUAUCUGAUAACGAGACUGAAGAGGAGAACAGAGAAGACGAAGAAGAAGAUAUGAGGAGAAGGCGUCGCGAUUUUCUUCGUCUUCGGAUCCGUGAAUUCGCAACCCGGGCGAGAAGCGGGCGCAACCGGAUCCUUGAUUGGGCAGAGAUCCUUAUGGGACUGGAAGAUAACUCUAUAGAAUUUCUCCUUGAAGUCCCCGAAACAGACAGAUACAUAGGUAAUCCUGAGGAUUACGUGGAUGCUGCCGGAUACGAGGCUUUGCUGCAGAAUUUAGCUGAGAGUGAUGAUGGAAGGAGAGGGGCCCCACCUGCUUCUAAAUCUUCCGUUUCAGCAUUACCAACGGCUGUGAUCACAUUAGAGGAGCAGACUCGGGUAUGUGCUAUAUGCAAGGAUAUGGUAAAUGUUGGUGAAACCGAGACGAAAUUACCUUGUGAUCACGGUUAUCAUGGGGAUUGCAUUGUGCCUUGGUUAGGUUCGAGGAAUUCCUGUCCUGUUUGCAGGUUUGAGUUGCCAACUGAUGACACCGAGUAUGAAGAGGAGAGGAAGAAGAAACCUGCAACUGCAGCUGCUGUUAGUGGAGCUUCGGGUUCUGGCGGUGAAGGUGAUAGUUUGGGUUCUAAUUGAUUGAAAUUGGUUUCUUUACAAGCCAAUUUAAAGAAGAAAAUAAAACCUUACUCUGUUCAUGAAUAUUUGGCUGUUUGUUUGUUUUUAUGGGUUAGAUAAAAGCUGGAUUUACUUCCAUUUGCCUCUGAAUGUAAAUAAUAGACAAUUUUUUUCCUUGUUCA